Linnemannia hyalina is the source of this 873-nucleotide messenger RNA. The record is from the annotation of a GenBank genome assembly. Lineage: Eukaryota; Fungi; Mortierellomycota; Mortierellomycetes; Mortierellales; Mortierellaceae.
AUGGACCAAGACCCAGGCAUUAUUCGUGUUGUUGAUCCGAACGAGGAGCAGGAGGAUGAGGCCCUGGUAGCACUUCGCGCUCUCCCUAAGUUUGAGCCGUUGGUCGUGCCGGAUGCUCCGUCCCAUUUCUCGUUGACGAGCGUCUUUGGCGCAUUCUCUACUUCUGCCGACUCCCGUGGUGCAUCGACGGAAUUAGCGUUCAACCCAAGUGUGCUGGUCGACAUUUUAGUUCAGAUCAAUGGUCACAGCAAACGGUGCGGACAGGACAUUCAAGAGUUCCAGAGGUCGCUCGGGACAAAGAUGAGGGCAUUAGAUGACUUCACUACGGGAGCUGUCCAGGAACUGACCGCCAUUCAUCAACAAGCCAAGACCAACUCUGGCGAACUUCUAUCAGUUCACGCGUUGUCGAAGCAGGCACAGACGACGACGACGUUACUACACGGGAUAGUCGACAAACUCAACCUCAUAUCAGAUGCCCUCCCCACAGAAGCAGGGGUCGUCGGGAUCUCAGAAUCGGCAUACCCACACCUCUACCAAUACCUUCAUCAACCACCCGAGCAACACCAUCAUCGUGGAUACACAUCGACAGGAGCGACAAAGUCGUCGUCAAUAGAUUCCAGUCCUGAGAGCAGGUUUUCCGCGCCGUCGGGGUUGGCGCUGCUGGGCCAGAACACGACGCCAUUGAAUCGGAGACCUACGACUACUACUGCUGCUAUGUCUGCGACAGGAACUGGUGCAACGACAACAAUAGGGACAAGUCAGGGAUCUGGACUCCACAUUCGGGAGCCUGGCUAUGGAUGCUGGUGGUGGAGGGCUGUUGUCGGUGAGUCCGAUCCCCCGAUCACGGAGCGCGGAUAUAGUACAGGAUUCUAG